Messenger RNA from Bactrocera latifrons, 1693 nucleotides. RefSeq lists its product as uncharacterized. The coding region runs from base 716 to 1333 and encodes 205 amino acids. Lineage: Eukaryota; Metazoa; Arthropoda; Insecta; Diptera; Tephritidae. The transcript has 3 exons. The record is from RefSeq and is a predicted model, not a curated record.
AAGUCUCAAAAAUUGCCUCUGUCAAAUUUAGAGACUUGAUACUGUAUCACAGUACAGAAUCGCACGGUAAGUGCAAGUGACCACGAGAAUGCUGAUUGCCCUUACCUCUUUGAAGUGUGUGCGUGAAUAUACGACUCUAUUUGCCUGGUUAACCGUAUGCUUUUAUAAUCUUCCUAAAUCACUAUUUUUGCGUAUGAGAGUAUAAAUAAUUUCGUACAUCGUACACAUAAAGUAUCUAGGAAGAAUAGGUACUUAGGUACCAAACCUAUUGUUAUUACGCGCGUGUUAGUCAAGCUCGUGCGGACGCGUGUGAGAUGCGUGCACCGUCUACAGAUAUUCAAGAUCCUAUUAUUGACCCAAAACUCGACGUCCUAAGUAGUAGUGGCGUUCCGUCAACUGAUGAUUCUGCAGUGUCUAAAGUGUCUUCAAGUGAAAAUGCUUUGAUCAAUGUGGCAAGUAUAUCAAAAGAACAAGCCGAAUACGAGGUAUCUUUUUUCAACAACAUUCGAAGAGUUCAUUCGACUUAUGGGAAACAAUGUUUUGGAAACAAUUAUAUGUCCUGCCUAAUGGAACACCUGUAGAACGGUUUCUCAAGUUUAUUCCAACACAGGCCACAAAUCACAACAAAUGACAGAUGCUGUUACUUCAACUUUAACAUUUUAACAACGUUGACAUUUCAAACUGCCGCGGGCAAUCAUAUGACAACGCAGCUAACAUGUCAGGCAAUUAUAACAGCCUGCAAGCUAAAAUAAAGGAAAUUUCACCCCUUGCCGACUAUGUUCCCUGUUCAGCACACUCGGUGAAUUUAGUAAGCGUCAACUCAGCGUUGGGAACUCCUUCAAACCCAUUUCACCGUCAAAAGUUUCCUCCUUGGUCAGCUCGUGCAGACGCAUGCAAAAUUUUCCGCGAAUCCUGGACUGAAGUCCAUAAAGAGCUUGUCACCAUCGAAAAUGACACACAACAGAAGAAAACCGUUAUAUGCGAAGCAAGAAGUAUUCGUUUGAAACUGGAACGUUUUGAAACGGCCCUCAUAACUGUUUUUUGGGGAUGCUUACUAGAACGCAUUAACGCCACAAGUAAAAAACUUGAGAGUGUGGAAAUUGACAUUACCUUUGUCAUUGAAUUGUACGAGGCUUUAAUACAUUUUGUUGGCGAAACAAGAGAGAAUUUCGAUGAUUUAAAAAUAAAAGGCGAAAAACUGUCCUUCGUACAGGAAUAUGAAAAAGAUUUUCGACGCAACGGAAAGCGUAAGCUGCUUCCUGGCGAGACAAAUACAUGUGAAGGGAUGCAACAAAAAAAUGGCCGUGAAAAUUUUAGAAUAAAUACUUUUUAGUAGUUAUUGAUACAUUGUCAGAAGAACUGAAAAGACGUCGGGAUGCUUAUAAAUUACUAUACAGUAAAUUUUACUUUAUUACCAACCUGACGAAUCUAAACAUCUCAGAAGUCGAAGAUAAGGCCAAGGAAAUCAGCGAUAGAGACAUAAUUUUACACCCGAGAUGGUAUGAGGGGUAUUUAUUGGAAUCGGGAUAAAAAUUUCACAAUGGGUAUGGCGCCGCUGACUUUUAAGUAAAACGACAUAUCUGGAUACCGCCAGAUCGAUUUCGACUAAAUUUAAUCCGUAGCAUUCCACUCCCAGUCUUAUCUCAUAGUAUGAAAAUGUGAGGUACCUUAAGGCGGUACUUACUUAUUUAUU